UGCAAAAGUGUACUUUCUCCCAAAGUGAUGUUUGUUUAUGUUCCAUGAAAGUGAGUCCAGCAUGUGAGCCUCACAACAUCCCAUGAUGCUUUGUGGCGGGGGACAGACGUGUUUGUGCCGCUGGUUCCUGGCUUCCACGCUCACCUUGUUGGUCCUCAGCAGUGGAGCUGAUGUCCCAGCAUCCAGCCAUGAGGGUCCAGGAUCCAGCCAUGAGGGUCCAGGAUCCAGCCAUGAGGGUCCAGCAUCCAGCCAUGAGGGUCCAUCAUCCAUGCACGAGGGUCUAGGAUCCAGCCAUGAGGGUCCAGGAUCCAGCCAUGAGGGUCCAGGAUCCAGCCAUGAGGGUCCAGGGGUCCGUGAGGUUCGCUCGGUGGGCAAAGGGGUGCUCAUUCAGCCGGUGGACUGUGUCCUGUCCCAGUGGAGUCCAUGGUCACAGUGUGACGUCUGUCAGAAGAAAAGGUAUCGCUUUGCCAAAGUGGAGCAGCCGGCACAGUUUGGGGGGCAGCCAUGUGGUCUUCACGGGAGGGAGGAGGAGCCCUGCCAGGUUCCAGCCAGGUACACCUGCGACAACAUUCCUGAGUGUGAAGGUUUCUUCUGCAGCCACACAGGUCGCUGUAUCCCUAGAACACUGCAGUGUAACGGGGAGGACGACUGCGGCGACAUGGCGGACGAGGCGGGCUGCAGCAUGCGGCAAACGCCCUGCAGACACCAGGCGGAGGAGUACUGGGGCAUCGAGAACCUUGCCAAAGGAAUCAACAUCUUGGACAGCCAGCUGCAAGGAGUCGUGUUGGACAACCGCUACUACGCAGGAAGUUGUCUACCGCACUACAUCCAGGACGUGGCCUUCAGGAAGCCUCACAACCUGCAACACUACACCAUGCAGACAAAAGGCUCCUUGGACUUCAACCUGGAGGAGUUCCAGUCCUACUCGGACUACAUGGACCACACCGUCCGGGAGAGGAUGAGCCAGACCACCGUGUCCUCUGGUUUUGCCAUCCCGGGUGUUGUGGAGUUCGGCUACAACCACAGCAAGGCCAAGUACAGCAAGUGGGUCCAGAAGAUCCGCCGUGCUUCAGGCAAGACCCACAGCUUCAUCAGGGCCAAAGCAGAGCUGGAGCUGGCCCAGUACAUGGUCAAGUCGGACAACCUGAUGCUGCACCCGGACUUCCUGCAGCGCCUGAGAUCCUUGCCCCAGUCCUACGUGUACGGCCAGUACAGGCAGGUCUACAGAGACUACGGGACGCACUACAUCACGGAAGCUGCCCUGGGAGGGGACUAUGAGUACACCGUGGUCCUGGACAAGGAGAAGCUGAAGAAGACGGACUACACCCUGAGCGACUACAAGAAGUGUGUCCAGUCGGGCUUUAAGGUGGGCGCCAACAUCUACGGCGUCUACGUGUCUGCGGGCUACCAAGGUGGUUCCUGCAAUGGCCUCCUCAACGAGAUGGGAGAGGACACCACCCUGGGCAGCAUGGUGGAGGACACCGUGUCCCUGGUGAGGGGCGGUACUAGCCAGGCCAUCACUGCCCUGGUCGCCCACAGACUGCCCAGUCCUCAGCUCAUGAGGCUCUGGGGGGAGGGGGUGCGCUUCAACCCUGACUUCCUUCGCACAACCACGCGACCUCUGUCCGAGCUGGUGACCUCCAGAGACUUCACCUGGGACCAGGUGUUGAAGAGGAACCUGAAGCGAGCCUUGCUGGAGUACCUGGAAGAGGUCAGCCCCUGUCGCUGUGCGCCGUGUCACAACAAUGGUGUGGCCGUCCUGCGAGGCGGCAGAUGUGACUGUGUGUGUCCUGUCGGCUACAGCGGCCUGGCCUGUGAGGUCACUGGCAGACAGACAGAAAUGGCCCGGGAUGGCAACUGGAGCUGCUGGGGUUCCUGGUCUUCCUGCAUUGGAAGAAGCAAGACCAGGAUUCGGCAGUGUACCAACCCGGCACCAGAACGGGGGGGCCUGCCUUGCCGAGGUGUGCAGCAGGAGUCAACAGAGUGUUUCUGAACAAGUCCUGGUCCACCUGGCUCAAAGUCUAUUAAACGUCCUUCCAUUAAAA
Molecule: messenger RNA, 2045 nt
Organism: Nerophis ophidion (straightnose pipefish)
Lineage: Eukaryota; Metazoa; Chordata; Actinopteri; Syngnathiformes; Syngnathidae
Gene: c8b
Product: complement component 8, beta polypeptide
Exons: 12
Coding region: 83-1993 (636 amino acids)
Biological process (GO): immune response
Cellular component (GO): membrane attack complex
Molecular function (GO): protein binding
Source: RefSeq, a predicted model, not a curated record